Messenger RNA from Oxyura jamaicensis (ruddy duck), 3133 nucleotides. It is a transcript of the gene SLC7A14, whose product is annotated as solute carrier family 7 member 14. Gene Ontology annotation, molecular function: amino acid transmembrane transporter activity. Gene Ontology annotation, cellular component: plasma membrane. The coding region runs from base 369 to 2684 and encodes 771 amino acids. Gene Ontology annotation, biological process: amino acid transport; transmembrane transport. The record is from RefSeq and is a predicted model, not a curated record. The transcript is spliced from 8 exons. NCBI's taxonomy places the organism in Eukaryota, Metazoa, Chordata, Aves, Anseriformes, Anatidae.
UUUGACCCGUCUAGUGGUAUUGCCGGGGCGGGGAGAGAGCGGAGAGGGGGAAGCGCUGAAUAAUUGAGGAGCUGCACCGCCCUCCUCCAUCCCUCCCUCCCUCCUCCUUCCAUCCCUCCUCCAUCCCUUCCUCCUCCCUCCAUCCCUCCUCCAUCCCUCCCUCCGCCCUGCGUGCGCGGCCGGGAGCCGGAGCCGCCGGUGCCCAGCGCCCCCCCCGCCGCCUGCAGCAGCGCAGCCGCCCCCGCCGGCCCCCGGAGCCUCCGCCGGGCCGCCAAAGCGGGAGGAACCAGGGCGCCGGGAUGCGGCCGCAGCUCUGAGCACGGAUCCAGCCGGGAGCACCUGCACCGAGCCCAGGCCCAGCCGCAGCCAUGAGCAGCCUGGUCUCGCGCCUGGACCCACGGCGGGUGCCCUGGGGGGCCGCGGGCCAUGCCCUGCGCGCCCGCGUCCUGCGCACCAAGCCCGUGGAGUCGAUGCUGGAGGGCACGGGGACGGCCGCCGGCCAGGGAGCCCGUCUGGCCAAGGUCCUCACCACCCUCGACCUCAUCUCCCUCGGCGUCGGCAGCUGCGUGGGCACCGGCAUGUACGUGGUGUCUGGCCUGGUGGCCAAGGAGAUGGCGGGGCCCGGUGUCAUCGUUUCCUUCAUCAUCGCCGCCGUCGCCUCCAUCUUGUCAGGUGUUUGCUACGCUGAGUUCGGUGUGCGGGUCCCCAAGACCACGGGCUCUGCGUACACCUACAGCUACGUGACGGUGGGCGAAUUCGUAGCGUUCUUCAUCGGCUGGAACCUCAUCCUGGAGUACCUGAUCGGCACGGCCGCGGGCGCCAGUGCCCUCAGCAGCAUGUUUGACUCGCUGGCCAACCACACCAUCAGCCGAUGGAUGAUCAACAGCGUCGGGACAUUGAAUGGGCUGGGGAAAGGAGAGGAGUCUUACCCUGACCUUCUUGCUCUGGUCAUUGCUGUCAUUGUCACCAUCAUCGUGGCCAUGGGAGUAAAGAACUCGGUGGGGCUGAACAACGUGCUCAACGUCAUUAACCUGGCAGUCUGGAUCUUCAUCAUGAUUGCUGGACUCUUCUUCGUCAAAGCUGACAACUGGUCUGAAGGGCAAUUUCUGCCAUUUGGGUGGCCAGGGGUGCUCAAGGGGGCCGCAACGUGUUUCUAUGCCUUCAUCGGCUUUGACAUCAUCGCCACCACAGGAGAGGAAGCAAAGAGUCCCAACACCUCCAUCCCGUAUGCCAUCACGGCCUCGCUCGUCGCAUGCUUGACAGCAUAUGUGUCCGUGAGCAUCAUCCUCACACUGAUGGUGCCGUACGAUGCCAUCGACACCGAGUCCCCGCUGAUGGAAAUGUUUGUGGCCCGUGGCUUCUACGCGGCCAAGUUCAUCGUUGCCAUCGGGUCUGUGGCUGGGCUGACUGUCAGCCUGUUGGGGUCCCUCUUCCCGAUGCCAAGAGUCAUUUACGCCAUGGCCGGCGAUGGGCUGCUCUUCAGGUUUCUGUCCCACGUCAGUUCCUACACAGAAACUCCAGUGGUGGCUUGUAUCGUCUCUGGGUUCCUCGCGGCACUGCUAUCCUUGCUGGUCAGCCUGCGGGACCUGAUAGAAAUGAUGUCCAUCGGCACGCUGCUCGCCUACACGCUGGUCUCCGUCUGUGUUCUGCUCCUCCGCUACCAGCCCGAGAGUGACAUCGACGGCUUCGUCAAAUUCCUCUCGGAGGAGCACACCAAGAAGAAGGAGGGCAUCCUGGCCGACUGUGAGAAGGAGGCUUGCUCCCCAGGGAGCGAGGGAGAAGAGUUCGCGGGCCCACCGACCAACACUUGUGGGGCAAAAAACCUGCCAUCGCUGGGGGACAACGAGAUGCUCAUCGGGAAAUCCGAUAAAUCUGCCUACAGCGUGAAUCACCCCAAUUACGGCACGGUCGACAUGACCUCGGGGAUCGAGGCAGACGAGUCUGAGAACAUCUACCUCAUCAAGCUGAAGAAGCUGAUCGGCCCUCGCUACUACACCAUGCGGAUCCACCUGGGGCUGCCGGGGAAGAUGGAUCGCCCCACAGCAGCCACCGGCCACACGGUCACCACCUGCGUGCUCCUGCUCUUCGUCCUGAUGUUCAUCUUCUGCUCCUUCAUCAUUUUCGGGGCUGACUACAUCUACGAGCAGAGCUGGUGGGCUGUCCUCCUCGUCGUGCUGAUGAUCCUGCUCAUCGUCGUGCUGGUUUUUGUGAUCCUGCAGCAGCCAGAAAACCCCAAGAAGCUGCCCUACAUGGCGCCUUGCCUCCCCUUUGUCCCCGCCUUCGCCAUGCUGGUGAAUAUCUAUCUCAUGCUGAAGCUCUCCACAGUCACAUGGAUCCGAUUUGCCGUCUGGUGUUUUGUGGGUCUGCUCAUUUACUUCGGCUACGGGAUGUGGAACAGCACGUUGGAGAUCAGUGCCCGCGAGGAGGCCCUGCACCAGAGCACCUACCAGCGCUACGACGUGGACGUCGACCCCUUCUCCGUGGACGACGGCUUCUCCUACGCCACCGAGGGUGAGAGCUACCCGGGCUGGGGCCCCGCCGAGGACAAGGGCUUCUCAUACCAGCAAAUGGCAGGAGCAAAGGAAAGCCAUCGGACCAGUAGCAGAUCGAAAAGCAAAGGCAGGCACAAACCGCCCUCGGAGGCCCUGAUCGCUAACGACGAGCUGGACUACUCGCCCGAGUAGUGGGAUGGGCAGGGGGACACCGCGCUGCCCGGCCGGCCAGGAAUGGGCCCCGCAGCUCCCCUGCCCCAUCCCGUCCCCUGCCGCUGCCCUGUCACCUCCGGUCCUCGGGACACGCUCUGUGACCACCGCCGACCCCGAACCAAGCCCACCCAAGGGUGUCCUGGGCCGUGCUCCGGGGAACAUGGGAGCCCCGGUGCCCACCGAGCCCCAGGCGGUGCUGAGGGGAGAUGUGCCAAACCAGGAGGGCUCUGAGGGCUGGAAGGAGCUGCGCGGGGGGAUGAGAUGGGGUUUUCCCCAGGGAAUAUUCACACGAUGUCCGCAGUGGUGUGAAGCUGCUCUUGCAUAUUUGGCACUUUCUUAGCACAUGUGGUUUUCCUUUUUUUCCUUGAACUGCCCAGCAGUGAUAGCUUAGCUAGAGGGGCAGGCAGGUAGGAAGCGAUGGACAAGCC